ACGCCAUUGCACGAGAUCGCGCGCCGCCAUCUCGGGGCGCGCCAGAGAUCGCAUGAUUUAUGGCGCACUGGGGUUUUGUAAUUUCGCAAAUAACAAAGUGACUCAGACCUGUCGCCCGUACGUGAACCCGCCGUCGACGACCCUCCACCCCGCGGAUUGUUCGCGAGCGAAUGCGUCCGAAUCUUUCCUGUCAAUCGAAGUUGUCAGCGAGGAUUUCGCUUUAUCCUUAUCGUGCGAGGUAAAAAACUCGACGGUGAUCCUGGGAUUGCACCCUCGUCGUUGUCGCGACACGACAUUUCUGUGAAAUUUCGCAAAAUUGUCCAAGCUAUAAUGGCUGAAGAACAGUUUUCCUUGGUGUGGAACAGCUUUCCGAGAAACUUGUCCUCAGGCCUGUACACUCUGCUGACAGAUGAGCAACUUGUGGAUGUUACGCUAGCAGCUGAAGGUCAAAUCUUACGAGCACACAAACUGAUAUUGUCAGUUUGCAGCACAUAUUUUAAAGAGCUCUUUAAGGUAAAUUCGUGCAAACAUCCUAUUGUGAUACUGAAAGAUGUCAAUUAUCGAGACUUAUCGGCUAUGCUGCAUUUCAUGUAUCAGGGAGAAGUCAAUAUAAAGCAAGAAGAUAUUGCUAGCUUCCUUAAAGUUGCAGAGACUCUCCAAAUAAAAGGAUUGACUACAGAAUCGGAGGAAAAACUCGGGAAUCUCGGAAGAAAUGUGGAAGACUUUGAGGAUCGUUUCUUCGAUGUGGAAAGGGACAAAAAUGAUCUCGGCACAAAUGACAGAAAUGUUUCCGCAAUUGAUAGACUGACGCAUCAUAUCAUGGACAAGGAACAAUCGAGCCUAAACACUUUCACGGAAAAUUCGACAACAGGCGGAAACAGACUCUCUACAGAACAGACAUCAAGUUGCCAUCAACAUAGUUGCACGGAAGAUGACUAUAGUCUCCCAGAUACUCUGACAGCAUUCAGUGAGACGUGCAAAAUCGCUGGUGAACCGAGUGGGAUAGAGGAGUCGCCUUUGGAUUGCACGUCCGACGUGAAUCAGGAGCCGAAACACGAGCCGCUGGAUUAUAGGAUGGAUACGGAUAUGGAAUCCAGAUACAAUUCGUGUACAACGGAGAAAAUACUCUAUAACUCCGAGGAGAAUGCGCAACAGAAACAAGAUUUUGCGCCAGACAUGCAGUUAGUUCCCUACAAUCAGAAUUCACAAACUCAGCCGUUCGGUGUCAGCAACGAAAUGGCAUUUCGAGGCGAUCUCGCGUACGACGCAGCGAAUCCCAGCAGCAAGGGUCGACGUACCGUCAAGGGUAUCCCUGGCAGCAGUUUGCCGUUGGAGACGACGUUGCGUGUCGUUUCCGAGCUCGGUCCGACUCUGCGUAUGGAACGUGGCAAGGUAAUCCGCAUGUACGCGUGUCCUUGGUGCCUGCGUCACUUCACGCGCAAAGAGAAUCUCAAACUCCAUGUCCGAUAUAUACAUGGUCCGCUUGAAAGUCUCACGUGUAAGCUUUGUGGUAAUAAAUAUAAGAACAGUAAUAGUCUGCGUGUACACUCCUACCUCUAUCACAACGCCAAGCGGGACAAGCAGCAACACGACAAGUCGCUUACGGCCGGUGGCGACGACGCCGGGGACGCGUAAAGGGACAGAGUUUUUUCUUGAAGAGAAUACUCUUUUUUUCUUGUUUUUUUUUCUAUGAGCUCCUGCACCGAGGGCAUUGAACAUUGAUGAGUUAAAACAGACGAGUUAGUGCUGCGAAGAGUGAAAUUUGUUAUAUAUUUAUACCUAAUCGCUACUUACGUAAUUAAUCCGGACGCAAUCUAGAUACAUAAUAAAUAUCGAGUAUUUCUAUACGUUUGCUAGAUAAGCGGAAGGUUUAUAGAAAUAAAGAACGCCUUAUUGUAUA
Nylanderia fulva is the source of this 1900-nucleotide messenger RNA. RefSeq lists its product as uncharacterized. Gene Ontology annotation, cellular component: nucleus. NCBI's taxonomy places the organism in Eukaryota, Metazoa, Arthropoda, Insecta, Hymenoptera, Formicidae. The record is from RefSeq and is a predicted model, not a curated record. Gene Ontology annotation, biological process: regulation of transcription by RNA polymerase II. Gene Ontology annotation, molecular function: protein binding.